GGGAUGAAAAAAAAAAUAAAAUAAAUUUAAGUUAGGGCAAGUUUCAGACAACACAAUCUGCUUCGACACUCCGCAGGGCGCAGCCUCCGCUAUCGCCUCAGGUGACAAGGACACUCUUCUUAGGAUCUCGUGAGGUUAUUUGCCUUGAACUUGAAUCAAAUAAUUGCAUAUUGAGGUGUGGAAUUUUGAUGAUGCAAAACACCUGUUGAAGAGCGCUGGAAAAAGCACCUGAUCGCCGGCACCACCAAUAGGACGUACACACAAUUGAAAGGAAAAAGAGGAGAAGCACAGAAAAUGGGAAGCGCAGCGCAGAUACCGACGAGCUUUGGGCACGAAUUGAGGGCAUGCCUUCGCUGCAGGCUCGUCAAGACCUACGAUCAGUUUAGAGAAUCGGGAUGCGAGAACUGCCCCUUCUUUAAGAUGGAUGAAGAUCACGAGCGUGUCGUGGAUUGCACCACUCCAAAUUUUACAGGUAUAAUUUCAGUCAUGGAUCCAAGCAGAAGUUGGGCUGCUCGGUGGCUUCGAAUUGGAAGAUACGUCCCUGGUUGUUACACACUUGCAGUCUCAGAGGCACUCCCAGAGGAUCUGCAGAAUCUUUGUGAAGAUGAGCGAGUUCAGUAUAUUCCGCCUAAGCGUGUAUAGACGUCUAGUUGAAUUUGCACAAGUGACUAUGUAAGGCACAUCCUAUUGUAAGUGGAUUACUCGUCAUGUAACUGAAAGAUUCUAAAAACUGCAGCCUAGUUGUUACUUGCCCCUAACUUAUGUUUGAGUGGUGAUGUAAGAGUUCCAUGUCCUCCGUUUUUCUUUUUAAGCAAACGAGAAAUUGUUGAACGAACCGAGUAUUUGUCAAUCUGUAUCAGGUAUGCUAACUUUCAUGGGGAUCUGUCGAUGUGGUCUUCUUUAUUCCAUUGAUAGAGUCGGAAAUCUCCAUUUGAUUUAAUAAGUGUGCCUCGUGUCAGUCAGAUGAUAGAGUAAGAAACGGAACUUGUGCGCCUACUUAAGGUGCCCUAGUAAACCUUGCAGGGCAGCUUCAAUUUUCCAAGAGGUCAUUUUAUUAAAUUAUCAGCGGGAAAUUAUUUCUUUUCA
Cornus florida is the source of this 1086-nucleotide messenger RNA. RefSeq names its product transcription elongation factor SPT4 homolog 2. Lineage: Eukaryota; Viridiplantae; Streptophyta; Magnoliopsida; Cornales; Cornaceae. Gene Ontology annotation, cellular component: nucleus; DSIF complex. Gene Ontology annotation, biological process: chromatin organization; regulation of transcription elongation by RNA polymerase II; mRNA processing. The transcript has 8 exons. Bases 295 to 642 code for a protein of 115 amino acids. The record is from RefSeq and is a predicted model, not a curated record. Gene Ontology annotation, molecular function: RNA polymerase II complex binding; zinc ion binding.